Molecule: messenger RNA, 1827 nt
Organism: Aspergillus affinis
Lineage: Eukaryota; Fungi; Ascomycota; Eurotiomycetes; Eurotiales; Aspergillaceae
Gene: hem14
Product: oxygen-dependent protoporphyrinogen oxidase
Exons: 3
Coding region: 1-1827 (608 amino acids)
Biological process (GO): heme biosynthetic process
Cellular component (GO): mitochondrial inner membrane
Molecular function (GO): protoporphyrinogen oxidase activity, oxygen as acceptor
Source: RefSeq, a predicted model, not a curated record
AUGCGGUUGCCGCGUGCCUCGAGCCAUGCGCUGAAGGGGUCACGACCACCAUUGGCCCUCGCCCGCUAUGGACAGAGACGGUCUUUACAUACCCCAACGUACGAUGCCGCGGUUGUCGGUGGUGGCAUAACCGGACUUACCACGGCCUACCGACUUUCCAGGGAUCCGAAAUGCUCUAAAAUCGCCCUGUACGAGAAGUCAAAGAAUCUAGGAGGCUGGUUACAAUCCGAGAAAAUUCCUUUCAAGGAUGGACAUGUGGUUUUUGAAUAUGGCCCGCGGACCUUGAGGACUGCAUUACCCAGCUGUCUCCCGCUCCUGGACCUGGUAGGAAGCCUCGCGCAACAGCUGGAAGAAUUAGACUUACUCGGCGAAGUUCUAGUCACAAGCAAAACCUCCCCGGCCGCCCUCAAUCGUUACAUCUACUACCCCGAUCAUUUGGCUCGCGUGCCAGCGCCGGACCCUACCCGCGGGCCGCUCAACAACUUCAUGUCCUUAGUAUGGAGCUUGCUGCGCGAGCCCAUGUUCGAGAGUGUUUUCUUGGGCGUCUUUAAUGAUGUACACGGUCCUGCCCCGCAAAAGCCCAAGGCCGACGAAUCUGUCGGGGAAUUCGUCUCGCGCCGAUUAACGCCAGAAUUGGCCGAUAAUCUGGUCUCGAGUAUAUUCCACGGCAUCUACGCCGGUGACAUUUAUCGACUCAGCGCAGAGACACUGCUGGGUCAGUAUCGUGAAAGAGAAGGUGAAAUCCCUAGUGUAAUACUUCGGUUGAUGAACAACACGCGAACGAAUCAAAAACUAUGGCUCCUCGAUGACCAUCUGGCUAUCGAAACCAUUCUCCAGGAAAAGUCCAUUCGCUAUUUGAACGCUUUGGCGGUCUUAGCCCGCGGGGCCAGUGUUCUCACCCUACGAAACGGCCUCGGCCAGCUCACCGAUGCGUUGUUGGCUGCAUUGGCCAAAUCGAAUAAAGUCGACCUUUUGCCAGGGACAGAGGUCACGGCCAUCAGCCGGAAUGCAAACUCCUCGGAUAUAACAAUCAGUCACGGACAAGACGAGCGCCGCAUGCACAACCGUGUAGUCUCCACGAUCCCGGCUCCUCAUCUCGCAAGGGCACUACGACAAAGCGGUGGAGAGGACAAGAAACUCCCGCACAAUACGAUUCAGGCCCUUGAGGAGCACAACUACGCCGUGACGGUUAUGGUGGUGAACCUUUUCUACGAGAAGGAAGACUUGCUUCCGGUGAAAGGCUUUGGGUACCUGAUCCCACGGUCAAUCCCCUUCGAACAAAACCCAGAGAGGGCAUUGGGGGUGAUCUUCGGAUCCGAGACCAGCGCUGACCAAGAUACGGUGUCUGGAACCAAACUGACGGUGAUGCUGGGCGGUCACUUGUGGGACGGCUGGGCGGAAUCCGACUACCCGGACCAUGAUACCGCCGUCAAAAUGGCCCGCACCUUGCUGGAAAGACAUCUGGGUAUCACCGACGCCCCGGCCAUAAGCCGUAGCCGCCUGCACCGGGAUGCUAUUCCUCAGUACACCGUCGGUCAUCCGGCCCGCAUGGACAGGAUUUCCGAGUCAGCUCGCGCAGAUUUCAGCAACCGGUUGAGCCUUGCCGGAAGCUGGUACGGGGGUGUCGGGGUAGUCGACUGUAUCCGACACGCAUAUUUGACGGCGGCAUAUGGGGUUAGCGCGAACAAGCUCCCGUCUGACGAGAGAAAUAGACCCUGGAAGCUCUUCAACUACACGCAGUGGGAGCUGGAGGGGGGUAUCGUCAAGUCGCCGGUCCGAAUGGUCUGGAGCGAGCCCGAACAAAAAGGUUCAAAAAUAAGCAUUUAA